Molecule: messenger RNA, 1281 nt
Organism: Fonsecaea multimorphosa CBS 102226
Lineage: Eukaryota; Fungi; Ascomycota; Eurotiomycetes; Chaetothyriales; Herpotrichiellaceae
Exons: 3
Coding region: 1-1281 (426 amino acids)
Source: RefSeq, a predicted model, not a curated record
AUGCCGGAGGUCGUUCGAGGCAGUCGUGCCAGUUUUCAGAUUGACCGCAGUUUAAAUGCGUCGCAUGACGGAGCGGCUCCCUCGACUCCCGUGCGAGAAGCACGCGGCGUUCACUUUGGCCCAGAAAGCCCUGGACUCGGUCGAGAGGAGACCCCGACACAGGGCCUCAGAUCCGUCGAUACCGGACUCAGUACCCUAUCUGCCUCUGAGCGCAGAAAGAGCAGAGAACAAGCCAGAAGAGAGCGGAAAGCAGAGCCCGAAAGGGACGCAUAUUAUGACAGUCGUGCUGCGACCAAGAGGGAAUUCCGGAGGCGGGCGAGCACACUGCAAGAAUACUAUUCUCAGAAUCCCACGCUUCUGCCACAACUGCCCUUUACCUGGAGACACGGAUGGCGCAGAUGGAAAUUGUUCUUUACGAUAUUCAUAAUUGUUGUGGACGCCUGUAUCAUUCCCAUUGUCUUAUUCUACGCCAUGAAAUUUGCAGGACACGUCCAGGGCUGGAUCAUUUUUGCAAUCGUGGCGUCCAUCUGGGGCGGACCUACAUACGUCGAGUUCGCAGUCAGAAGCUGGCGGUUGUUCAAGAAUGAGAACUUCUUCCGGCCACUCGGCACCUCCAACCGAUGGGCUUUCGACAUCACCCACUGGAUCUCCGUCCUGACCAUCACGGCCGUCACCGCACUACUCGUUGUCGGCAGCGCCCCUCACAUUGUGUGGCUGCGCGUUCUUUCCAUGCCGGCCCCAGCGCUUCUAUUUUGCAUCGCAGGCAGCGUAUUCUUACUCACCGUGUGGAGUCUUGCCGGCUGGAAGGCCCCUUUCCGAAUCAGCUCUACCGAAAAGGGCGGCGUGGUCUACCCUGGAGCGUACUACCUAAUGGAGGAUGUCGUCGCCGUUAAUGCCAACGCCGGCAGACCUUUCCGUGAAGCCUUGGCUGCGCGGUAUAGAGCAAGCCCACGGUUCCGGAGGAUGCUCAUGGUUCAGUCACUGUUCUGGUCCAUUCCGGGGCUUCUGGUCGCCAUUGCCUGCACGGUGGUUGUAUGCAUCCAUCCUGUACCCAAGGACGUGGCUUAUGGUAUUGGCUGGGGCGUCCCCUUCGUCUGGGUCGGCAUCUGGGUCGCCAUCACCAUCCCCUGGGUUCGACGAGACAUGCACAAAGAAACCGUGACAUGGGAGGAAGACUGUGGGAUCGAACCUGGCGAAAAGCAUGCCGAGGAAAAGAAACUUGAGCCAACCGAUUCUGACCGCGAGACAGCAAAGGAGCCGGCACCGGAUCCAGAGCCAUGA